This is a messenger RNA of Aspergillus aculeatus ATCC 16872, 1431 nucleotides long. Its product is annotated as 25S rRNA (uracil2843-N3)-methyltransferase. The coding region runs from base 1 to 1431 and encodes 476 amino acids. Lineage: Eukaryota; Fungi; Ascomycota; Eurotiomycetes; Eurotiales; Aspergillaceae. The transcript is spliced from 2 exons. The record is from RefSeq and is a predicted model, not a curated record.
AUGGGCCCCUCCAAAAAGUCCGCAAAAGCCUCCUCCCAGAGUCGCGGCAACAGCAAAAACGAACCCAAAAAGUCUUCGAGGGGUACCACUACUCGGGGCAAGCAGCAGCACCGGCCGCAGAAUCAUGCUGAAUCGGCCGCCGCAAAUCAGAUCGAUAUCUCCGCGACCAUCCCGCUGACCCUCCAGCAACUGCUCCUGAACGUCUUCAAAGCGGCCUUACUCACGCAUCGAGUGCCUAGCAGCAUAAGCAGCAGCAGUCGGACUGAGAAACGCGAUGGCGAGGGUGACGAGGGUAAUGCGGGCGGUAUUGGUGCCGAGGCAGUAGUAGCUGAGCAACAGCAACAGCAGCAGCAGCAGCCCCAACUGGACAUCAAAGGCCUCAUCCAGACCAUCAAAUCUCAUCUGUACAAUCGGGACUUCGACUCGGCGUUUACGGACGCCGAUGAGGAGCUCCUGCGUGCGUAUGCUCUGCGCUGGAGCUCGUCGCGCGCGUUGGGCUAUGCGGGAAUCUUUAGGGCUUUGUUGGGGGUGCUGUUCAAGCGUGAGGGUCGGGAUGCUGACGCUACUACUUCGGCGGUCGAAGCUGGUGGUGGUGGUAGUGGUGGUGGCGAUGGAGAGCAAGAAGGGCCACGAACCCUCGCUGCUGCUGUGGGUGAUCUCUCUUUGCGCGAGACGAAUGAACCGGAGGCUCAGGCUACUGCCACGGUCGAGGAAUCGUCGUCACCCGAUGGACAACAACAACACCAACAAAGCCACCGGCUCUCCGUCACAGCCAUCGAUAUCGCGGACUGGUCGCCCAUCGUCGACCGACUGGUCUCCACCAUCCGGUCUUCCGCCGUCGCGGGGUCGGACGCGCAUCCGGCUCCUUUGUAUCGAGACGCGGGGCUCAGCAUCGGCCCGGACGCGCAGAACGACAGUGCACAGACAACGAGCAGCAGCUUCCAGGUAGGCUUCCAGAAGCUGGAUGUCCUUUCGGCCUCAGAGGAGGAGCUGCGGAGGCUGGUACAGCCGGACACUACCAGCGGCACCGUCCUGGUGACGCUGAUGUUCACGCUGAACGAGCUAUUUUCGACCUCCAUGGCCAAAGCCACGGGCUUUCUGCUGCGGCUGACGGACAUGCUGCGGCCGGGUGCGGUGUUGCUUGUGGUUGAUAGCCCCGGUAGCUAUUCUACGUUAAAACUCGGGAAGAACAGCGCCGGUGGCUCGGGCGAGUCGACGAGUAGCAGCACGUCGGAACGACAGUAUCCGAUGAAAUUCCUGCUGGAUCAUGCGCUGCUCUCUGUCGCGGCGGGGAAGUGGGAUCGGCUGUUCUCGCAGGACUCGCGCUGGUGGAGGCGCGAUGCGGCGCGGCUGCGGUAUGGUGUGGGGGAUGCGGCGGGCUUGGAGGAUAUGAGGUUUCAGGUUCAUAUCUAUCGCCGGUUAGCGGAUUGA